Molecule: messenger RNA, 1676 nt
Organism: Tripterygium wilfordii
Lineage: Eukaryota; Viridiplantae; Streptophyta; Magnoliopsida; Celastrales; Celastraceae
Product: metal tolerance protein 1
Exons: 2
Coding region: 202-1455 (417 amino acids)
Biological process (GO): zinc ion transmembrane transport
Cellular component (GO): plasma membrane; vacuole
Molecular function (GO): zinc ion transmembrane transporter activity
Source: RefSeq, a predicted model, not a curated record
CGACGAUACUAGAAACAGCAAUGUGUGCAUUCUAAAUCUAUUUUUGCAGUUCUUGCGCCAUUACACCACGAACAGGUGGAGGGCCCUCUGCAGCAGACGAGGAAACCUAAAAUGGGAGUUGAUGUAAUUCUGAUGCCAGUCUCAGAAAUUUGUAUCCAUUUUCAUGUGAAUGUUUACACUUUGUAAACUGAAAUCUGUAAGAUGUUCAUGGUGAUGUUUCAUAUUUUUCAGAUGGAAUCACAACAUUCUCAACAUGGGCAAAUUAUUGAGAUAGGCAUUGAUGGUCCUGACAGGGAGAGGUAUAUAGGAGGGACUAGGAUAUGUGGGGCUGCAUUUUGUGGAUUCUCAGAUGCCCGAAUAAACUCUAAGGAAUCUGAAGAACGAUCCGCUUCCAUGCGAAAGCUGUUAAUUGCAGUGGCACUUUGUGUUGUCUUCAUGGCCAUCGAAGUUGUUGGUGGCAUCAAGGCCAACAGUCUGGCUAUAUUGACUGACGCAGCACACUUGCUUUCGGAUGUUGCUGCUUUUGCUAUCUCCUUGUUCUCUAUUUGGGCAGCUGGCUGGGAAGCCACUCCCCGUCAGUCCUAUGGAUUUUUUAGGGUUGAGAUUCUUGGUGCUUUAGUUUCCAUCCAGCUUAUUUGGUUGCUAGCGGGGAUUCUGGUAUAUGAAGCCAUUGUUAGGAUCAUUAAUGAGACGGGAGAGGUAAAUGGCUUUCUAAUGUUUAUAGUUGCUGCAUUUGGUUUAAUUGUGAAUGUUAUCAUGGCUUUAUUAUUAGGCCAUGAUCAUGGGCAUGGGCAUGGACAUGGCCAUGACCAUGACAAUCACAAGCAUGGAAUGAAAAUUACCGCACAUCAUCAUCACGCGGAGCACUCAAAAGAUGACGAGCAUCAUCAUGAGGAGCACUCUAAAGAUGAUGACCAUCAUCACGAGAAGCACUUAAAAGAUGAGCACCAUCAUUCAAAUGAAGAUUCUGCUGAGCCACUUCUGGGUAAAGAAAAGAACAAGUCUGAAAGGAAGAAGAGAAAUAUAAAUGUACAAGGAGCUUAUCUCCAUGUACUUGGAGACUCCAUUCAGAGUAUUGGGGUUAUGAUUGGAGGUGGAAUCAUAUGGUAUGAACCUGAAUGGAAGAUAGUUGAUCUGAUAUGCACGUUAGUUUUUUCUGUAAUUGUUUUGGGCACAACAUUUAACAUGCUUCGGAACAUACUUGAAGUGUUGAUGGAGAGCACACCUAGAGAGAUAGAUGCAACGAAGCUCGAAAAGGGGUUGUUAGACAUGGAGGAAGUGGUUGCUAUUCAUGAGCUACAUAUAUGGGCCAUUACAGUGGGGAAGGUACUGCUGGCUUGCCACGUGAAAAUCAGGCCGGAUGCAAAUGCAGACAUGGUGCUGGACAAUGUGAUUAACUAUAUCAGAAGGGAAUACAACAUCAGUCAUGUUACUAUCCAGAUAGAACGCCAGUGAGUCGAUUUUUCUGGGGCCUUAUGGUUCUAAAGUAUUCAAUUUCUUGAACUGAUAUUUUUAGCUUCUUACUAUGUUCAUCCUUCUUAGAUAUGGCUUUCAAAUAUUUAGCAUAGAAAUGAUGGGUAAAUCAACAGGAAGUGAUGGUUAUCAUUUGUGGAUGAUUUUUCUUUCGCCCUAUUCCCAGCAUUUUUUAAAGCCACUUAUAUCUUUAGUUUGUUCAA